This is a messenger RNA of Rotaria sp. Silwood1, 2739 nucleotides long. Lineage: Eukaryota; Metazoa; Rotifera; Eurotatoria; Philodinida; Philodinidae. The record is from the annotation of a GenBank genome assembly.
ACUUAACAGGAUCCGAUUUUUGAAUUUCCCUUUAUUUGAUUUUUAAAGAAUGUUUUUCGAAAAAUAUUCAAAUUCGAGGUGCUAAUAGAAAUGAACUAUCUAAGUUUUUUUACUUUAGCAAAAGAGAAAUUUAAAAAUCGGAGCCUGUUAAGACCUAGCCUUACAUGUCUCCUAUAUAAUAAAAAAAAAUUAUCACUUCCAUGUCGAAUCGUUAUGGAGAAAACCUGUCCGCGUAAACUGCAUGACAAAAAACCUGAUUUUGAGAAAAACGAAAAAUAAGUUUUUAAAAACCUUAUUUUUUUCAAUAUGGGGGUUCGGAAAAACCUAUGUAAUAUCCUUAAAUCUCAUGACAAAAUCAAUCAACUAUAGUGCAUUCGAGAGUAGACAUUUAGCUCUAUCUAAUGAGUUAUAAAUCACAAAAUCGAUAAAUUUGACCAAAAUUGACUUUUCUGAGGGGAGGGGGGGGGCCCAUGAAGCACAUUAGCCAUAUGUUAUUCGGAUGCAGUUAAUUAAGUUUGAGUUGUCAGCAGAGUUAUUGAUAAAUUGAAAGAUCAAAUAAAACAAUAUGAAAUUUUUCAUUUAUUUAUCUAGAAGCUUUCGACAAUUUUUGUAUGAUCAUCACUUUCAAAGAAAACCGUCUAAGUGAUGAAAAAAGUUAUGUUUCAUUGAUUCAAGUAAAUAUACGUUUGUGGGAAAAAACCAACUAAGUGUGAAAAAGUGACUUUUUUCGUUACCAUUUGGCUCUUCAACAACGAAGAUAUUACAAAGCAAGAUUUUGAGAGGUUUCACAUUGACGAUGAGAAAUUGUAUAUGUAUAUCGAUGUGAAGCAAUUAUUCUUUUGUCUAUAUAAAUCACCAUCUAUAAAAAAGAACUAUUAAAGUGAAUCGAAUUCUCAUAGCUAUUGAUCGACAGAAACAAAAAAAUUGACUUGUCAACAAGUCCUAUUCGAUUUAAACAAAAUCCCUUCGUUUUUGUCAUUAAACUCAAGAGUGUCCAGAAGCAGUCAGAAAUGGAAGGAAUAUCCAUGCGGGUAUAGUGGGUAUGAGCUGAGAGUAGGUGUGAGUGCAAGCAUGGGUGUGUGAGUAUAGGGUCUGGGCUAUGAGAGGUAGAAAAGGAGGGAAAAACAAGACUUCAAGUAUUUCUAAAGCACGAUUAAAGUACUUGAAGUCUCGGUUUUUCCCUCUUGACUCACAUCUAUCCACACCCGAAAAUUGAUGAGGUUUUGAAGAUAAAGGUCAGCAUCGAAAACAAAAACGUUUUGUAGAAACUGACAAAACUUGAAAUUCUCUAUCAAUUGGUUUCCUUUGUUCUCAUUUUAGGGCAAACCUCUCGGUUACGAAAUGCAAAUUACUAGAAAGCUUAUAAAUUUAUUUUUGAGUAGCAAAAAUUAUUUUAAUUAUGAAAAAUCUAUAGAGACAGACGAACAUAUUAAAUAGAUUUUAAUAUAUAAUUUAAAAUAGAAUGCAUUUUAUUGUUUUACAAUUCAAUGGAUAAUACAAAUAAUUUUAAUUAAAUAAAUAUAUUUUUUAUAGAUAAAAGUAGUCCAUAUCGCAUUAUUAACAACGAUGAAAAUAAAAUCAACUGAAGUUUCAAAUGCUGCCAAUGCAUAAAUAUGCUAUUACGUGAUAUAAUGAUGAAAAAUGUUUAUAAAGAUUUUGAAAAUCCAGAAGAUUAUUCAAGUAAACUUUGUAGUAAUUUUUUUGUUCAUUUUAUUGACAGUUCUUGUAGUUACUGAUUUCAAUUCGAUUGUACGUGUUUUUACUGAUCGACGAACUUUACGAACUGUUUUAAUGAUUUAUAAAUGACACUCAAACAAUGAUAAAAUUUUUGUUUUUUUCUGUUUUGCUGUUGCCUUUUUUUUCCAAAUCAGUCAUAUUUGACUACUAUGAUCAUCUUGAUAUGUAUAUGAAAGGUUUUUUCUUUGCUAAGUGAAAGUCUCUCAGUUUAUCUUUAACUUGUAGAUGGUAAAUUAUCAAAAACCUCUAAGAUUAUCAUCAAAAAAACCGGGGUUUUUACUUAGUAACAAACGAAAUUUUACAACAAAUACCUGAAAUAAAACAAAUUGAAUUUUUCAACAUACAAAUGUAUCAUUAUUGAUUAAUGAAAAUGUUGUAUAUGAUGUACAUGUUUGCAGAGAACCAAUAUUUAAUAAAUUUGUACUGGAAGAUAAUUCUUAUCAUCAUUCAGAUGAAGGUAAAGAUGAUAUGCCAGCACAUGCAAAAUGUUCAUUAAUCGGUUCAUCAAUUAAUAUUCUUAUUAUAUUAAGACAGUUGCAUUGGGUGAUUAAAGAUAAAGCUGAAUCUUGGACUGGUCAAUAUUUUCAUGAAAUAAUUUUGACUGAACACGUGUUUCCAUUCUUAAAAAAUGAAGAAAAUGUUAUCGAUCCCGAUGAAGUUAUAUUUAUCCAUGACAAAGCACCAUGUACGCGAGCAUAUCAGACCCAACAUUUGCUUCAAGGCAAUGAUGUUAAAUUUUGGGGUAAUGAUAUUUGGCCAGGAAAUUCACCCGAUCUCAAUGUGGCAGAACAUAUUGGAACAAUAAUCAAGGAUGAAGUUGAAAAAAAGAUGUUAUCAGAACCUGGACAUUCUCGUUAUCUUGAAGAAACACUCAAAAUGCACAUUUUAGAUGUUUUGAAUAACAUGGAAACCGACACUGAUUUAUUUAAAACUCUCUUAUGUGCGUAUCCAUCUAGACUACGUGCAGUAAAGAACGCUAAUGGUCGUCACACUGACUAUUGA